Oncorhynchus mykiss (rainbow trout) is the source of this 7495-nucleotide messenger RNA. RefSeq names its product microtubule-associated protein 1S. Gene Ontology annotation, cellular component: microtubule associated complex; dendrite; microtubule. NCBI's taxonomy places the organism in Eukaryota, Metazoa, Chordata, Actinopteri, Salmoniformes, Salmonidae. Gene Ontology annotation, molecular function: microtubule binding; actin binding. The record is from RefSeq and is a predicted model, not a curated record. Gene Ontology annotation, biological process: dendrite development; regulation of microtubule depolymerization; axonogenesis.
GUAUGGCAUUAUUUGCCAAACUUUUCAACAUGGCGACACAACAAACUGAAGAGGUGGAAGCAAUGGAAAAUGUGAACCGAACUUUGCAUCCUGGCUUCAGCAACGACAAGUAUUCUCUGCUUGUCAUUGUCGGUGAACAUAGUCGGACUGGACUUGUGGACUACGUGGUUGCAGAGAUAGAGAGAGGCAUCCGCUCAUGGGGCGUGGACCUGACAGCCUGUAACCUGGAUGAGCAGCUCAAGCUAUUUGUGUCGCGACACUCUGCCUUCUUCUCAGAGGAAAUAAAAGGUCAGAGGACACUGCAGCAUGGUGGAGAUGUUCUGGAUACCCAGGUGAUGGUGAACCCAUCCCAUGAGUUGGUCUGCUCAGAGGUGCGCCGGCUUAUAUCUGAUGUGUCUCGCCACAAGUUGUUGGUUCUUGCUGGACAAUGUGUUGAAGAGGCAGGAGAUCUUGUCUUACAAACAGGAUGUUUCUCUCUGAGUGACUUCAUUCACAUAUUUGCUGAUGAGGAGAUUGGAGAGUUGUUGAGCUCUGCAGAUCCCACACAAAAAGCUAACCUCACGCUGAGUUGUCCCAACUCUGGGGUGUGGAAGAACUCUGUGUUGGAGAAACACAACCUACAAGACUUCAUCAACAUCAAAACAAACCCACCAUCAGUGCUACCGGAAAUGGAAGGUCUGCAAGAGUUCACAGAAUACCUCUCAGAGUCCCUGGAGCCACAGUCUCCGUUUGAGCUGCUAGAGCCCCCCAGUACUGUGGGCUUCCUCAAACUCUCCCGCCCCUGCUGCUAUGUAUUUCCAGGUGGGAGAGGAGACUCUGCCUUCUUUGCUGUUAACGGUUUCAACGUUCUGGUCAAUGGUGGGUCAGAUCCUCGCUCCUGUUUCUGGAAACUGGUUAGACAUUUGGACAGAGUUGACUCCCUGCUCCUCACCCACAUUGGGGCUGACAAUCUGCCAGGGGUGAACAGUCUUCUCCAAAGGAAAGCAGUAGAACUGGAGGAGGAACAUUCUACUGACUCUCAGAUCAAUGAGGACUGGAUGAAAAAUCUAAUUUCCCCUGAGAUUGGGGUCGUUUUCCUUAAUGCUCCAGAGAGAUUGAAGUCAUUCCGGAGUGAUCCCAAAGAACUGCGGAGCUGCGACCAAGUGGCACUCACUUUGCAACACCUUGAAAGGCUAACAAUCAAUCCAGAACCUCUUAGUCGCUCAAAUGGACCCAGCAUUGAUCCUCUUAUUCUUUUCCAGAAGAUGGGAGUCGGUAGACUAGAGCUGUACAUUCUUAACCCAGUCAAAGGCAGUAAAGAGCUUGAGGCUUUCAUGAAGACCUGGCCCGGCAAUGGAUCUAACAUAAAAGGCUCAGAGAUGCCCCUGUCUUGCCUUGUCUCCAUCUGUGCUCUACUGGUGUGGCAUCCUGCCAGUCCUCAAGAGAAAAUCAUUCGAGUUCUCUUCCCUGGGUGUAGUCCGCAGGCCAAGAUUCUUGAAGGACUUGAGAAAGUAAAGCAUCUAGAAUUCCUGAAACAUCCAGCCGUGAGCCUCAGGGACCUUGAAACAUCCAAAUCAGAUAAACAACCAAAACGUGCAGAGAGUCGGGAGAGCCUUAAGUCCCUGCCCAAGGAUUCAAGACCUAGCAGUGCCUUGCUGAAGGACAAAGUUGGACGUGGGGAUGUUAAAAAGCAAGACAUGAAGUCCAAACCCAAGGCUCCAAGUGACAUUGCUAAUAAAGAAUGGAAGGAAGGGGAAGAUAAGUCCAAAUUGAAGGAUGGGGAUGCUAAACAAAGGCCUCCAAAGGCUGAAAAGCUUAUGCAAAAGAAAGAACCUUUAAAGGAUGAGAAAAAAGAAGUAAAAAAGGAUGAGAAAGCCUCCACAGGUGUUGUCAAAAAGGAAGAGAAUUUGGAGAAAAAGAAAGAACCAGUUAAGAAAGAAACUCUUGGUCCAAGACCAAAGAAAGACAUCAAACAUGAUCAAAAGAAAGAUUUCAAGAAGGAGGUAAAGCCAGAGGAGAAGAAACCAACAAAACCUCUCAACAAGGAUGUCAAAAAAGUGACAACUGGACCUUCAUUAGGAAACGCAGAGGCAAAAAAGCCCUUAGUCAAGAAUGGAACAUUGAAGAAGGAUGCAAUCCCCAAGAAAGACUCAUUGAACAAGGCGGCAAAGCUAAAGACUGAUAAAAAGGAGCCGGAGAAUCAUAAAGCUUCUGCCUCUGAGGGGGAUGCUGAUCGUUCCAAAAUGUCAACGCCUGAAGACAUGACAGCGGAAUUCGAGAACCUCAGAGCAGAAAAUGCAAAGUCAGAGGAAAGGACUGCUGUUGUAGUGAACACUAUAGCGGACAUUGAAGGAAUAGAGCAACCUGCGACAGAGAAUGGAUCAAGAGCAAAUGCAGAGAGGGGGGACAUCUUGGAAAGUCCACAAAAGUUCACCUGCAUGGAGACACUGCCAAAUCCAGAGAAAGCCCUGGGAACCACUUCGCCUCUUGACAAAACUCUGAAAAGUGACCACAGCGUGAACUUAGAUUUCACACCAACUGAAUACAGGCUACUUGAUGGGGCCCUGAGAAAUGGGCAAGAAGAUGUUUGCGCUAGCUCAGAUGAGAAGACUUUAGAGUUGGUCUCCCCUGCCGACUCAGCCCCUAAUAGCGCUGGGCAUACCCCUUUCCACCAAUCACCUGAAGAGGAUGAUCAGGGCUCUGGUGAGGACAGUAGUCUCGGGGGAAGGGUGCCUAGCAUUGGGUUUGAAGACUGCCACAUCAUGGGUUCUUGCAGGAACUCCGAGGUAGGCUCCUUGAGGGGGAACCUAGGAAACUCCAUGUCGUCCCAGGACAAACAAUCAAGUAUUUUGACACUGAGUCCCUUCAUGCUGCCUGACACUGUCUCACCCAAUAUUACCUCCAUGCCUGCUGAAAUCGGUUCCCCACACUCGACAGAAGUUGACGAGUCUCUUUCUGUGUCUUUUGAACAGGUGCUCCCAUCUAUUGAUGAGUCACCCAAGGGAGACCAUAUGGACAGGUCCUACUCAAAUGGGCAUUUUGCAGAUUCUGACUCCAAAAUGGGGAUGCCCUUACCCUUGAGUACAUCUCAUAACACGCGUCCUCCAGGGGAUGGCUCAGAGGAACGCCUUCCUGGACUACAUGGUCUUCUCCCUGACAUUCCCCAUGAUGUCGACCUCUGCCUCGUCUCACCCUGUGAAUUCAAGCACUCAAAGUCCCCAGAGAACCAACAGCAGCAUCGGUCUCUAGGGCUAGCCACGGGUAGCCCGCAAGAACUCUCUGAAGACAGCAACCACUCCCAGGAGCUAGCUAAGCCACAAAGCGGAAUUAAUAGUGAUCGACAUUCACCUCAAGGCCAGGAGACCCCUCCCACGUCUGCUAGUGAAUCCCUCAACACAGCCACAGAUUCAGACAUACCUCCAGGGACUGAGGACUGCCCUUCCAUCACUGCAGACAUGGACUCAGACGAGGACUCUGGGAGUUUCCCGCCACACCAUCCACAUGACCAUCCCAGCUCUUACUCCUCUAACAGGGGAGCACAAUAUUCCUCUCAGGACCCUCCCCCAGCCCCAAUGAAGGAUCUGCCCCCCUUGCCGCCCCAGCCCGGUACCUGCAUGACUGACCCUGAGGCUGAUGCACCAAGCAAGACCUCAAAGAGUGCCGCCAUAAAAACCAAGAAACCAGCCGGGGUCACACAGAGGUCAACGUCAGCCACCAGUACAGCUCUGAACAGCAAGACCAAGGCUGGCAGCACAACUGGUACAUUGAAGACCACCUCAAGCCUUGACACAAGGCCUUCAUCCCGCAAUACCACUAGUGGCUCCAGACCUGGAACUUCAAAGUCAGUUUCUUCAGGUUCUCUGGGCAGUAAGGUCAGUGCAGCUGGAAGUGCACCAGUUUAUUUGGACAUGGCUUAUCUCCCCUCUGGUUGUGCCUCUGCCACCAUUGACGUGGACUUCUUCCGACGCCUGCGCUCCUCCUGCUACAUCGUCAGUGGCGACGAGCCCCUGAAGGAGUCAGUCAUGAGACCCAUUCUCGACGCUCUACUGGAGGGAAAGACUGCCUGGCCCGAUGUGCAGGUGACCCUGAUCCCCACCUUUGACUCGCUGACGAUGCACGAGUGGUACCAGGAAACCCAUGAGAGGCAGAGAGAGCUGGGUAUUACCGUGUUGGGCAGCAACAGCACUGUGGCCAUGCAGGAGGAGACCUUCCCUGCCUGCAAAGUGGAGUUCUGAGAGGGGUGAAACGAGAUGAAGCUACAAAUCCCUGCCCUCUCACCCACUCUUAAAUUGGGAUGGACUAAUUUCCCCCAUCUACAACUGAUUUCCCACCCCAGCAUGCUUCAAGUAUAUCCUGGUGGAUUAGCAGGCCUUACUCAUCCUUUCAAUCUUAUCAUUAUACAUAAGACCCCAGCAAACACUCUGACCCAUCUUUUGUCUUGGGUAUGUCUAUGCCAUGGAAAUGAAGGCAGAACAUGAAUAUGUCCAAGUCUUUGGUCUACCAACAUGAAGAAAGGUUGUUCAUUAUGAAUGCUAGGUAAGGUGGAGCUUAAAGAUUGUCUAUAGUAAUCGAAGGUCCUCACAUUUCUUACCAUUUAGCCAGGUAGUUGUGAUCCAAAUCCAUGACGGCUCAAAGGAGACUAGUCGACAGCUGUAGGAAACCCUCUGCCUCAAUGGGACUGAACUCAUGAGUUCUUCCUUCAACGAUUAUUUCAUCCGUAAAACAUUUCAUAGGUAUAUUUAGGCCUACACCCAUUUGCACAGUUAUCAAUGUCCAAAGACAAGGGAACCACAGUGAGUGAAGGAGUGUUACAAUAUAAUAUGAUGUUAAAAGGCAGAGGUUGUGUGUGAGGAGGUGAAUAUGGGACAGAUGUCUCCUGGUGCACUGGUAAAACAUGAGACCUUAGCACUUACUGAAGGACAACAUGUUUCUGCAUCCCAUUUUAGUUUCAUAGACUGUCUAUGAACAUUGAGGAGAUGGACAAUGUCUUUGCAGGUAAUGAUAUGCAUGUGAACAGAAGAAUUACCCGAACAUUGACAAAAGUGUCCAAGUUUCAAAAAAAAAAAAAUAAUUUGUAGAACAUUUAUAUCAGUCACUUUAACCCUUCAUGUAGAGUAGAUACUGUAUGGGGAUACAAUUUUGACAUUGUCUUUUUAAAUGAAAUAACUCUGUACAUUCUAGGUAAUGAUUUGUACUAAAAUGAAAUACUAAUACAUAUUGGUUGAUGGAAGGCAAUAAGAAAUGCAGUAUUUUAUGUACAAACUCAUGACUGAAUUAGUUUUACUACUCAGUAGUAAUUUCAUUAGAAAGGACACUGAAUUAAGUGUAAACGCUACAGUAUCUUUCCACACUAAUAAAUCCGUUUUUUGUGAAACACGAUGUCUACUGCCGGCAGGUCUAGCAUUUCUGAUUAUGACAAAAGUCAAGAAGACCCUAACCCUCAAUCUUGUUUGUAUUCAAUAAGAUUUUUCAUUGGUGCCCAGGAUAUCAACUGUAUCCAAGCCCAUAUUUGAGUCCCUCUCCAAGACCAGAUGUUCUUCUAAUUGUAAAUGUAUGUCACAUGUGCAAUAGAGGGUAAGCUUCACUGAAGAGGGAUACUUAGAUAUGCUAAUAGGGAAGUCAUGAGAAAUACAUUACAUUUAUCUCAGUGGUUUAUUAUUGUGCAGAAGUGAAUAAAUGCUAAAACAGAUGUUUAACUAGAAAGAAAAAUCUGUUAUAUCAGCAAUCGUUUGUGUAUUCAGUUAAUAGCAGUAGAAUGUACAGUAGACAGCUUUAUCUGGGAAUGUGGACACUUUUAACCUAUAUCAAAACAGAUUGGGUCCAAAUGCAUGCCACCAAGGCUUGCACAACCAUGCCCACAAUAUUACAUGCACUCACUGGGUUAUAAUGCUCUUUAUUGCGAAGGAUAUUUUCAUUUUAUACAAGAAGGAUUAUGAAAGGAUUUUAACAUUUAUUAUUACUCAAGUUUUUGUUGCAUGCAGAGUUAUACAAGCAUGCAGAUCUCAUGUUUUAUUUUGUUAGUUUGUAAGUUUGCUGUGAAAUAUCAGUUUAAUGUAAUCACAUCUGGUAUUAAAGCAAACUAAUGCCAUCGCUCAUCCAGAGCAUCACUGUACAUUUGAAGACGUCUUCAUGUGAAAGGGUGUGUGCAGCCAGCCACAUUUAGGCAGAUCAUAGAAUUCCAAUUAUUUCAUACAGAAGAAUGUAAAAUCCUUUAUCUUAUCAAUUCAUUAACAAUUAUAUUUGAUUCAUUUUUCCUAAAUUAUUGAGUUAUCUUUUUAUAUAUCAAUAAUGUGGCGUAGCUACUUUCAUUUGCAAACCUUUGGUUAGCAACCGGCUGCUCACAUGAUAUAAGCCAAUGGCAGGACAGAGCAAGCAGAACCGAUCUCAUUGUUUGUUCUGAAAGAACAGCAUGUUUUUUGGUACUAGCCAUAAUAAGUCUGAGCAAAAAUGAUUGAAAAUAGAUUGCAUUUCAUUGGUCACUUAUUUGGAUAGAUAUUUCACACUAAUGGAGUUAAGAAUUAUCUCAUCGUUAACUCAACUUUGACUAUAACAAAUCAGUCCCAUGUCCAUGUAAAGAUAUGUCCAUUUAACAUGCGCCAUUUGUCACAGCUUUUGGACUCUGAAUGCAUUGGUUUGGAUAUUGUGUGGCUCUUACGCCCUCUGCUGUCCAUAACAUUUCUUGGCUAGCUGUUCUGAAAGCUGUAUUCAUCGAUAAUUACAGGUCUCUUGUGGCCAAAAGGAUUGCAUGGGCAGGGCCAUUGAGGGAUUCUACCAUUUUAAUGUAGUCAACUGGAUGGGAUUUCCAACUUCAUUGGCUCCUGGUGACCCUGUUGAAGUCAUGUCCAAUUGGGUCAUCAGGAGGGAACUGCCAAUUUUGAAGAAGAAAAAAAUUGUCAGACUCUAUAAUGGCACAGAUACAAAGAUGAGUACUCCAUCUCUGUAGAUGUGUGUAUUUUGAAAGCAAUGUUCAGUGGUAUAUUUGGCUCAUUGGAAUAGUUCUAAACAUUGGCCCUGUAUUUCUGUGCCUCUGUUUCCAUCCCUGCGCCAUUAUAAUAAAAGUAUUCGAAUGAGAUACCUCUGUCAUAAUACAAGUGACAGUAGCACAUAACGAAUGUUCCAAUCUGUAAAUCAGGCCCCAAAAUAAAUAUACACAUUUUAAGUUCAUAUGCUCUUGCUCUUUGGACAUUUUGAGAGUUACUACAUUUCUUUAAUGCUAUUGUUUUUUUUUGUGCUAUAUUUUUCAUAGUUAUAUACACCUCUUUUCCCCUGCACUUAUAAAUGUAUGUUUGUCUAUGUCCAUACCCUGUUGGUGGUUCACACAUCACACUUGCAAGUUUCUGGACUUCACCCAGUAAAUGCUAUGAAUGUUGGUCAAAUUUUCCAAAGACUGCUGGUUUCCCCAGUGUCAAGUGGGUGGGGGAGUUAGUUGGAUAAUGACAGUGGAUAGAUAAUUCCGUAUAGAAACACUAAUUUUAGUUUUUUGCUUUUUCAAUAAAUAUACCCCUUUUCUAAAUCU